Molecule: messenger RNA, 1089 nt
Organism: Tuber melanosporum (Perigord truffle)
Lineage: Eukaryota; Fungi; Ascomycota; Pezizomycetes; Pezizales; Tuberaceae
Exons: 4
Coding region: 91-1089 (332 amino acids)
Biological process (GO): dolichol-linked oligosaccharide biosynthetic process; polyprenol catabolic process
Cellular component (GO): endoplasmic reticulum
Molecular function (GO): 3-oxo-5-alpha-steroid 4-dehydrogenase activity
Source: RefSeq, a predicted model, not a curated record
UUGGGCUGGACUCAACUCCCGGUAGCCUUAACCCGACCACCAUCACCGACGUGCAAGUGUCAGUGCCCAAGUCCAGACACGCAGAUAAUAAUGUUUGUACCGACAUUGCUGCGAGCGUUCUUCGUUCUGGCUUCUGCAACUAUCCUGUUCAUCCAAUCCAUCCCCCCAUUCCGCUCCCGUUUCCUGGUCUACGGAAAAGUCGCUACACCCACCACCACUACAAACGCCAAAGAUGCUAAACCCAUCACCCCUCGAGACCCCAAAGGUCCCGUAACAGCCCUCCUCGACCAUCUCGCCACAUACACCGUCCCGCACUCCUUUUUCACGCACUUUUACAUCCUAGCCCUAGCUACGCUGCUCCUCUUUGGCCAGCAAAUCUCCACCCAUGGCUCGCUCUACACCCUCUUGCGCGAUCUCCAAACCCCAGAAUGGGCCGCUGCUACCCGGCGCGUUAUCGGCGGGCAGUCGGUUCACCAGGUCGUGUUGACCUGGACUUGCCUAGUGUUGCAGACUGUGAGAAGGUUGUAUGAGUGUUUGUUUGUGCAGAAGUCUGUAGCGGAGGGAGGGCGGGAAAGUUGGAUGUGGGUUGUGCAUUAUGCGCUUGGAUUGGUGUUUUAUGUAAGUGUGGGUAUUGCGGGGUGGGUUGAGGGGACCGAUGCGAUCGAUGCUUUCAAGUUUACGCCCAUGAGUCUUUACUCCCUUGUUGGGCCUCCCAGUGCGAAGUCCUUCAUUGGUGUUAUAUUCUUUAUUUUUGGCUCCGGCUUUCAGCAUGAUUGUCAUGCCUACCUUGCCAGCCUCGAAAAGUAUACGCUUCCGGUGCACCCGGCUUUCCAGCGGUUAGUCUGUCCGCAUUAUUUUGCUGAGUGCCUUGUCUACCUUGGCCUUGCAAUAAUGAGCGCACCGAGGGGUGGCGGGCCGUUUAAUGUUACGAUGUUGACUGCGUUGAUCUUCGUCGGGGUUAAUCUCGGGGUUACGAGUAUGUUGAAUAGGGAAUGGUAUAUUGAGAAGUUUGGAGAGAAGAGUAUGGAAGAGAUGGAACAUGAUACCCUUACUCUUCUAAUUAGAUCUACUGGGUAUUUCGUCUUCUAA